Messenger RNA from Planococcus citri (citrus mealybug), 2280 nucleotides. RefSeq names its product choline transporter-like protein 1. The record is from RefSeq and is a predicted model, not a curated record. Lineage: Eukaryota; Metazoa; Arthropoda; Insecta; Hemiptera; Pseudococcidae. The transcript has 15 exons. Gene Ontology annotation, molecular function: transmembrane transporter activity. Bases 646 to 2196 code for a protein of 516 amino acids. Gene Ontology annotation, biological process: transmembrane transport.
CUCGUAGUUGGGAGUUGGGACACUAAUUUGUACUUGGGUAUACCUACGUAUUACCUAUAUGUACCUGUCUCAUGAGCAUUUUAGAAAAAAUUGCAGGACAGUAAUUAGCUACGAAAAUUGCGGCGAGCCCUGCUAAUGAAACAUGGAAGGACGUAGUAAGAGUACAAAUUUUGUUUCAUUUCGAACUCGUUACAUCGUGUUGAAAGAUAGGUAUGAAGUUGUGAACGGAGACGGCAAGAGGGAUUCGUUUGACGCAGUGUUGCUUUCCUUUGUACUAAUUUUUUCUCGUGCAAUUUAUUAAAUUUGCUCGAAUAUCUUUUUAGGAUUGGCCCAUAGGCUUACAAGUUACAAGUUUUGUUCAUUGUGAAUUUUAGUAUUGUUCAAGUAUUGGAAAUUUAUUUUAGCCAAGUUUCUGUUCACGUGUUGUACACCUAACUUACGAUGGUUUUUUUUUUAUUCUCUAUUUUGAGAAAUUCGUGAAUUCAUUUCAUGACUCAAAUUCAUACUUUGUUUUUAUUGCCACCUACCACUUAUUAAAAUCCACGUUGUUGCCUCCCAUCGUAGAGUGCUUUGAAUACUCGUAUAAUCUCUUCGAUAGAAAAUCAAACCAGUCCGCAAUACAACCACGUCGCAACCUAUGCGACAAUGAAUAAGAUCAUGGAUAAUCCUGAGACACAGCAUCCGUUUUUGAAUCCCAAUUCCAGCACAAAGAAUGAAUCAAUAAAAGAAAAUGGAACAGUCCCUGUUAACAAAAGAAAACCAACAAAUGUGGGAUUUUUAGUGCUAUUCGGUAUAACUGUUGCAAUAUGGCUCUCAUUGAACUUCUACUGCAUACACUACGGAGAUUUAAGCCGGCUGAAUACAAAAUCUGCGAAAGAGAUCAGUGGAUUUUUCGAGGAAUUUGCAAUGAAUAUUAAAAAUUCAUUCGGUGAAAUAUGUCUAGCGUGUUCAUCUGCUGUAUUAUCUUCUAUAUUGAUGAUUGUAUUAUUCCGUUAUUUCGCUAGUACCAUCAUAUGGUUUUCUGUGGGACUUGUGUUAACGGUAUUGACUAUUGGCACGUUGAGUACGUGGGUUCGAUAUGGUAUUGGAGAUUCGAAACCCACAACUUAUGAUCCACUUUUUGAUGUCUUUGUAUUCACUAUGUUUACGAUCAUUAUUGCGGUGAUAAUUUAUUUUGUAGUUCUCCAACAUAUUCCUAUGGUUAAUCGACUAUUUGAAGAAGGCAGUAAAGCAACUCAGUCAAUACCUUCACUUUUGGCGCAACCAUUCGUGACAUCCGUAAAACUGGUUUUUGUGAUAUUCCUAUGUUUGUAUUUUGCGCUGUGGAUCGAAAGCUCAAGAAUUUCCGAAACAAAUGCAAACGGUGACAUAAUAUAUCGGAAAAAUCACAUAAUGGUGUUCGCCUCUGCGUAUAAUUUCUUGGUAGUUUGGUGGAUUAUUCAAUUUCUUAUCAGCUGCCAACAUAUGGUCAUUGCUGGAGCAACAGCAACUUGGUAUUUCUCUAGGGAUAAGACUCGUAUCAAUAAUACAAUAACGAUAAGCUAUAAAAAUUUGCUAAAAUUCCAUUUGGGUAGCGUCGCGUUAGGUUCUCUGAUCAUGAACAUCGUCCAAAUUCUGCGUACGUGCUACAGGCUUUGCAGUCAAGUUCGCAAUACUAAUGUAAUCGGAUGUUUGUUAACUUGCUGUCUGGAAGAUCUCGUAAAGUUCCUUAACUUUGUAACCAGGAACACGUACAUUGAAAUUGCAAUUUAUGGCAGCAGAUUUUAUGAAUCUGGCAAACGAGCUGCUCAGGUUGUUACCAACAAUGCGAUAGAAGUGGGAACUAUUAAUUCGGUUUGCGAUUUCAUUAUGGUAUUGUGUAGAUUUGCGAUUGCAGUUCUUGCCUACUUCAUUGGACGAUAUUUUCUAUUACGAGGAAGAUCAUACAAGGAAAUUCCUGGAGUGGUUACAGUAGAUGACACGAUUAAGAGUUAUUAUUAUCCUUUAAUUUUUAUUUUCGUCGUUUCGUUCACCAUUGCUCACGCAUUCAUGUCGGCAUUAGAGAUGAUCGUCGAUUCCGUAUUCAUUAGUUUUUGCGAAGAUAGUGAUAUGAAUGAUGGUGGAAAGCGUCCUUAUUAUAUGAGUGAAAACAUGAUGGUAUUCAUGAAUACAGAUAAACUACAGUCCCUGAAAGUCGGCGAUGCAGUCGUUGAAUAAUAAUUUACUUUUUUUUUUAAUUUCUUCGUUUUUUUAUGUCUUUAUUUUUUAAUUGUACCUUCAAUAAAGUGUUUUUUAAUCAAA